AUGGUGCGUAAUUCGGUUAUCUUGAUUUCACUGCUAUUAUUCACAAUUGCAUUGCAAAAUAGUCAAGCAAAAAGAUGUCGUUUUAUUGGUGAAAAAUGCAGUAAAACUGUUUUCGAUAAAUGCUGUGGCGAAAAUUUAUGCCAGUUGUCUUCACCAUUUAAUGGUGUAUGCGUACAGUGCCUGAGCGGUGGUGCAGCUUGUGUAAUGGACAAACACUGUUGUUCGCGUAAAUGUGAUUGGGGAAAAUGUAAAAAGGAGAGAUAUUUCUAG
Trichobilharzia regenti is the source of this 270-nucleotide messenger RNA. The record is from the annotation of a GenBank genome assembly. Lineage: Eukaryota; Metazoa; Platyhelminthes; Trematoda; Strigeidida; Schistosomatidae.